AUGGGAUACAUAGCUUUGGCAACAACCACUUCUGAUGUUGCUGCCUCCAUUUUCCCGGGUGGGCGUAUUGCGCAUUCGCACUUUAAAAUUUCCAUUGAUAUUGAUGAAAAUGCCACUUGUAACAUUACCAAACAAAGCGCACUUGCUGGUUUAAUCCGAGAUGCAAAGUUAAUUGUGUGGGAUGAAGUAUCUAUGACAAAUAAAAGAAUGCUAGAAGUUUUUGAUUUACUUUUAAAAGAUUUCAUGAAUACAAAGGUCUUAUUUGGUGGCAAAGUUGUCGUUCUAGGAGGUGAUUUUAGACAAACUCUACCCGUUGUCCGAAACGGAAACAAGAAAGAUUUUAUUAAUGAAAGUUUGCUCUAUUCUAGAAUAUGGAAUGAACUUGAAAAAUUACGACUCUUAGAGAAUAUGAGAGCCAAAACAGAUCCUGCAUUUUGUGAUUAUUUGAUUAGAAUUGAAAAUGGACAAGAACGAGUUAACUCAACAAACAAGAUUGAAUUUCCGAAUUCUUUAGUCAUUCCUUUCACAACCGAACGAGAAUCUUUAGACAAAUUAAUUAGAGAGACAUACCCAAAUUUGAAUUUGUUCUACUCUAAUUCAUUAUGUACAGAUUCCCGUGUAAUUUUGACUACAAAAAACGAUUUCGCCAAUGAAAUAAAUGACAUGCUUAUUGAUCAAUUUCAUGGAAAAGGUGAAAAGGUACCAGUUUCAUUUAAAAGAACACAAUUUCCAGUAAGAUUGUGCUUUGCUAUGACUAUAAACAAAGCACAGACUCUGGAUUUUGUUGGAAUUUAUUUGCGAGAACCUGUAUUUUCACAUGGUCAGCUUUACAUUGCCUUAUCAAGAGCAAAGUGCUCGAACUGUGUAAAAUUGUUGAUUCGGCCACCGACACCAACUACCCAUGAUGAUCAUUCUACUUGGAACAUAGUUUACGACGAGAUCAUUCGGAAAGCAAUGAUGUGA
Nicotiana tabacum (common tobacco) is the source of this 963-nucleotide messenger RNA. Lineage: Eukaryota; Viridiplantae; Streptophyta; Magnoliopsida; Solanales; Solanaceae. The record is from RefSeq and is a predicted model, not a curated record.